Chaetomium globosum CBS 148.51 is the source of this 1428-nucleotide messenger RNA. RefSeq lists its product as uncharacterized. Bases 1 to 1428 code for a protein of 475 amino acids. The transcript has 2 exons. The record is from RefSeq and is a predicted model, not a curated record. Lineage: Eukaryota; Fungi; Ascomycota; Sordariomycetes; Sordariales; Chaetomiaceae.
AUGGUUCUACACCGGAACCUGGAUCCGGACAUGGACCCUAACAUGGACCGGGACAUGGACCGGGACAGGGGGCUUGAAGGCCGGGUGCCGACCGACGCGGAGCCGGAGCCGAGUGUUGAGGACAUACCGGACACGCAGGAGAUUGAUUUUGUCACAUUGGGCAUGUUCAUUAUUGAUGAGAUCGAGUUCCUCCCUCCCAAACCCGCCGUCCGCGACAUCCUCGGCGGCGCCGGCACCUACUCCGCCCUCGGCGCCCGCCUUUUCUCCCCACCCCCAACAUCCAAGACAGUCGGCUGGAUAGUCGACCAGGGCUCCGACUUCCCCCCCACCAUCGCCUCCGAACUCACCAGCUGGCAAACCUCAGCCCUCUUCCGCCACGACCCCUCCCGCCUCACCACCCGCGCCUGGAACGGCUACACCGACGCCUCGGAACACCGCGCCUUCCGCUACACCACCCCCAAAAAGCGCCUCACCGCCACCGACCUCACCCCCCCCCUCCUCCAAGCCAAAGCCAUCCACCUGAUCUGCAGCCCGCAACGGUGCCAAGACCUCAUCACCACGCUCCUCGCCCGGCGCAAAGCCGCCUACCUGGCCUCGCCCCCCGCGCACGACCCGCACGGGGAGGGCUACACGCGGCCCUUGGUGAUCUGGGAGCCCGUGCCGGACCGGUGCGUGCCGGAGGAGCUGCUGGCGUGCACCAACACGCUGCCGCUGGUGGACGUGUGCUCGCCCAACCACGCCGAGCUGGCGGGCUUCAUGGGCGGCGACGGGCUGGACCCGGCCACGGGCGCCAUCAGCGCUGCGGCCGUCGAGCGAGCCUGCGAGCAGCUGCUCGCCAGCAUGCCGCUGCAGAGCUAUACGCUGGUGGUGCGCGCGGGCGAGCGCGGGUGCUUUGUGGCGCGCAAUGGGGGGCGGAAGAAGAAGGUGGUGACUGGGGGUGGUGAGGGUGGAGGGGAUGGUGUCUCCGGGGGGGUGGGCGGCGCGGCUGGGGUGAAGAAGCCAAAGAAGAAGGAGUAUAUUCGGGGUGGGCUGCGGCCGGACACGGAUAUGGAGGCGUUGUUUGCGGGGCUGAUGCAGGAUGAGGAAGGGUGUGUUGCGCGCGAGGAGAUCGAGAUCGAUCCCGGGGUUGAGAAGUGGGUGCCUGCGUACUAUGGAGAGGGCUACAGCGGGGCGGAUGCUGCGGAGAGGGUGGUCGACCCGACGGGGGGCGGGAAUACCUUCCUCGGCGGCUUGUCCGUGGCCCUGGCGAGGGGCAAGUCGAUCGAGGAGGCGUGUGCGUGGGGCCAUGUUGCGGCUAGCUUUGCCAUCGAGCAGGUGGGCUUUCCCGUGUUGAGUGUGGACGAGGAAGGGCGGGAGAUGUGGAACGGUGUGAGGGUGGAAGACAGGCUACGGGAGUUUCAGGAACGGCCUGGACCUGCUCUUGGAUAG